Symbiodinium necroappetens is the source of this 439-nucleotide messenger RNA. Lineage: Eukaryota; Dinophyceae; Suessiales; Symbiodiniaceae. The record is from the annotation of a GenBank genome assembly.
AUGGUGACAAAAUUCACGCGGCGGUAUCCUUCUGAACCGCUAGGAACGUCGCUGGCGCUGGGUGCCGUGGAAGCUCAGGCUCAGAUGCAGGAGCUUUUGCAUCUUCAUGCGGUUGCCAUUGCGCUUGCUGAUGGGGCUCACCUUUUCACACUCAGGGAGAUGAAUCGGCGCUUUAUCGCCAAAUGCUUCGAGUUCUAUCCUAAGGAGGGUGGCCUGCGCGCCCCCAACCGUCUGGAGGCCGAGGUUGCCGAUCAGCGCUUGUGGCAGCAGAUUGCAGCUUUGUAUAAUGACGAAUCUUGGACGUUGGACCAGGCCAUACGCGAGAUUGUUGUCGCGCGUAAUGAAGUGGCCGUGCAGCUUAUGCCCCGUGCAGUGCCGCCGAAGUCUUCAUGGCCAGAGCGUCCUCGCAAAGGUUUGGGCAAAGGCAAGGAUUUCAAUG